AUGGAGCUCAUCUAUCUCAGGCCUGCCUUGCUUCUACUGGUUCUCAGCUCUAACAAUGCCUUCGCCGGGCCUAUGAAGCUCGCCACCGAAGGAUCUCCCUGUGUUAACCUUGCCGUUCCAAAGCUCAGGGCAGGAGUUUACACAAGCGACACAGAAUCUGUAUUUUCACAAUCGACCACUUCAUCUUCGGACCUUUCCUCCCAAUCCGUGGAUAAUACACAGUUUGCGAGCCCGUUGCCCACGUCUUUUCCAAAGCCCCUUGGCACAGCGAGCAGCUUCAAAGACACGUCCUCAUCUGGUGUUAAGAGUGGUUCGUUUUCAAACCCGGCAACGAUCACUGCCAGUUCCACGCUUUCAUUCAUCACUGGGGCCCCCAAUAACGGACCGGUAGUCCAAACAAUUACAUCGACUAUAUCAGGCAAGGCUGUCCUUGUCCCUGUCCUGCUUGGUGGCGCGUUUACUACUCCUGUAGCCCUGCCAUCGCCGGUCACGAACAUACUCAACCCAACCGGAACCGCCGCAUGGGCGAGCGCAAGCGUGUUCUCCGGCCAAAUUUCAGCUCUGUACCCUCUGAUCGAGCGUUGGAUAGACAAUCCGCAGUCAUCCGAGGUGAAUGAUGUUACCAAGGCCAUCGAAGGGGUCCUACCAUUCGGUGCGGCUCUUCUCGCCAGCCUUCCAGGACGUCCCCCAGGCGCAGGAGGCAAGUCUGGAGGCGGUGGAUGUGGAGGAAAGACUCGAAGAGACUUGUAUGGCAGAUCAAUACUUGGUGAUUUGUUCAACACAAUUGCCGAUGCUGUCAGCUGCGUGACGGAAGGAGUAGAAGACAUCAGCAAUGCGAUCAAAAAAGGCACCGUGGGGACAGAGGCCGAAUUGACAGACGCCAUUAAAUCGGUUGAAUCACAAUUAGAGAAUCUGAAGCCGGAAGUAGAAGCUUUGAAGGACGACCCUGGCGACGAGUCUGAAUCGACAACUGACCCUGCUUCAUCAAGUCUUUCGACUACAUCAUCAAGCUUUUCCUACACAAGAACUCAGACUGUCACCAACUGCAAUGCGGUGUGUACUACAACAGCAUCCACAUACACCCAAAAUGUCAACCGCGGAAAAGCCUGUAGUCGUACCUGCUCCGCCGUCAUUGUCGAAGGCUGCACAAGCGUUUCGCCCACCAUUUCCUCCUCUAUAGUCACCAUAACCCCGUCGAGCCAGCCAUUUCUUUGCGACGCAAACUCUGCCGAGUGCUUAUCCAAUGACUUAGCGCCCCCUCCCGGUCCAGUCGAAGGAUGCCAGGACUGUUUAACAGAUUCUCUAUCUAUGGCAUAUAUUACCCCAAGUACCGUUACAGCGUUGCCAAUAGGUUCUGAACUCUACAAACGCUCGGUUCUUACCGCCUCUUCAAGACUGCAAACUUUCCAAAUUCCUUCAAUAGAUCUCGACAACCAUGCCUCCGAUGAUCAGACUAGGGUAAAGUCCAGCAGUGCAAAACGCUCAAGUCCUUCACUGGUUGCAAACUUGACCGCGCAUACUUUGCCUGUCCCGGGAAUCGAUCAAGCACAGUACCUUUAUAACGAAUUGAGACAAGCCAUACUUGUUCCUCAUCCUAGCAUUCCUAAUCCUUCUGGUAAUGGCAAUAUUGGCGUGCCGUCUGCUUUGACGAGCCUACUUUCAGGGAAUCGAGGAAGAAUGGGAGUGAUCAACCUGUACGGUUGCACAUCAGUUAUUGUUACGUCGCAGCAAGGCGUCUGGAUAUCACACUUUUGGGAAGCUCCAGCAUUCACCAAGGUGAUAAUACCAGCCACUCACGAUGCGGACGGAAACGAGAUUACCCCUGCCCAAUACGCUUUUGAUCAAAAGCAAUUUGAAAAUGACGUUCUCAAUAGAUUGGAGUGGGGCUUCGUCUUCAAUGGACAAAAAACCGACGGGCUGCAUCUUUUGUCCGCCCCUGGAGCGCGAUUUGACCGGCAAUACGAUCCUCACGUGACCAUCGUUGCUCCGCGAAGAAAGGUUGCGUUUGCUGAACCAGCCGACCUAGCAUAUCCCGGUCAAGUCGGGCAGAUAGUCACCAAAAUCCGUGAAAUAUUUGGCAAAGUCCUCUUUCAGUAUGAUCCAUACGAAGUUUUAUUUGACACUUGCGAUGGGCGCCCAGCUCAGCAGUGGGCAGCUUACCAGAUCUGGUUAGAAGACAACCCGAACCCAAUCCUCGAAAAAACAUGGCCAGCCUCUCUGUCCCAGCUUGUUCCUCACCGCAAAAGAGAUGAGUCACUUGCGUGUAAUAUUUCGAACUCGAUGCCCACUUCUGCAAGCACCUUGUCUUCAUUCGUUACCUCUACGCGGGCGACUACUUCGAUUCAAACGACUUCGACUACGGUUUCUUCAGAGAUAUCUCCUCCAAAUCAGGCUUCAAUGUGGUCUGUUAUCAUCAGCGACAUGGAGUCUUUCGUUAAAGCGAGUGCGAGCUCGACUGCUAGUCAAACUACAACUUCCGCUUCGCUUCCAACUUCAACUUUGACCGCAAUGAUUACGUCGUCAGCGGCAGUCCCGGGACAAGGAGGUGUCCCAGCUUGCGCCUAUAUGAUUGCAAGUGACCUUGGAGGAGGGGCCAUGUGCACCGCGGACUAUUGCAACUGCGGAGGGACACCGGCACCUCUUUUGACUUCAACGACAGCCGGGACAACGGUUACGGAUUGCGGAUAUUCAACCCAACCACCAGCUUCGCAAUGUCCACAGACGCUUUCCACGUCUCCUCCGCCAUCAUCUGCUGCUCAAAGCGCACCGUCAUCGCCCGGUACAACAAACACCCAACCGCCACCGCCAUUCGCGCCAGGGAACUGCAAGAUCCACAUCAAAGAGUGGUUUGGCACCGACGAACCCUGGCUGGCGCCGGUCUACAGCUCCCUCCAAAUCUACGACGGUCAAGGCACACAGCUUUACACGUUCGACUCCGGCAGCGUGCCAUGGGGCAACAGCGUGACAGCGCCCAUGGCCGAUAGCAAGCUUCCUUACGACGUCACCGUCACCUUCUCCACGGAUGUGCCGAAGAGGAGGAAACGCGCAGGGCUUGGGAAUAGUCUACUCCGCGGCCGCUUGUAUGUUCCUCAACCAUCGUACGCCGAGCACACGUGGAAUAAGCGGCUUGUGACGAUUGGUGCUGGAGACACGCACUGGGACUUCUCCAUGACGGACCAGACGAAGCCCUGGUGUUCGGUUGGUGCUUGGGACAUGGGGAGUUGGAAUGGUAUUGAGCACACGAAUCCGCUCCUGGAACCAGACGUUGGAUUCCCCUGUCCUCCUUCCCGUAGAGGAUCAUCGGACAAUAGCGUCUGCGCGUCAGCAAGCCUUCGCUUUGAAGCCCACCAGGGUGGUUGUAGGAAACUCCCCACUAGUCUAUUACUCAGCACGUGGCACGAAUGGCCACUGGCAUGCUGUUUGAGUUUGCUAGCACAUCUCUUGCUCUUGCAUCCAUGCAAGUUGCGCUAUCAGCGCCAGCUACCAGCCGAUGCAGCGUAG
Mytilinidion resinicola is the source of this 3501-nucleotide messenger RNA. RefSeq lists its product as uncharacterized. The record is from RefSeq and is a predicted model, not a curated record. The coding region runs from base 1 to 3501 and encodes 1166 amino acids. NCBI's taxonomy places the organism in Eukaryota, Fungi, Ascomycota, Dothideomycetes, Mytilinidiales, Mytilinidiaceae. The transcript has 6 exons.